AUGGCUGCUCGUAAUGAAUUCAGGCACAGAAAGCAAACCAAGGCAGCAAUUACUAUGCAGCACCCACAAUUUCAGGCCGCAAGAGAAACAGGUGCCCUCAAAGAAGCAAAGGAUAAGCUUGAAAAACAGGUGGAAGAACUCACAUGGCGUUUGCAGCUGGAAAAACGUUUGAGGACUGACAUGGAAGAAGCAAAAGGGCAGGAAAUAGUGAAGAUGCAGCAUUCCUUGCAAGCUAUGCAAAGCAAAGUUGAUGAAACAAAUGAAUUGCUUGUCAAGGAAUGUGAGGCUGCCCAAAAAGCAAUUGAAGAAGCUUCUUCUCUUGUCAAAGAAACCCCAGUUCCUGUCGAAAAUACUGAAAAGGUUGAGGCUCUAACUUCAGAAGUGGAAAAUUUGAAGGUCUUGUUGCAAUCUGAAAAACAUCGAGCUGAUGAUUAUGAAAGGAAAUAUGCAGAGGCCCUGGAAUCAAGUGAGGAGAAGUGUCAGAAACUAGAAGAAACUGAAAGAAGAGUUCAUCAACUCCAGGAAUCUUUUAACAGGUGGUUUUAG
This is a messenger RNA of Ilex paraguariensis (yerba mate), 546 nucleotides long. The record is from the annotation of a GenBank genome assembly. Lineage: Eukaryota; Viridiplantae; Streptophyta; Magnoliopsida; Aquifoliales; Aquifoliaceae.